This is a messenger RNA of Fomitopsis serialis, 1575 nucleotides long. RefSeq lists its product as uncharacterized. NCBI's taxonomy places the organism in Eukaryota, Fungi, Basidiomycota, Agaricomycetes, Polyporales, Fomitopsidaceae. The record is from RefSeq and is a predicted model, not a curated record. The transcript is spliced from 3 exons. The coding region runs from base 1 to 1575 and encodes 524 amino acids.
AUGCCCGAUCUCCAGCCUACCCAUCUUCCCCCUGCCCCCGAGGAUGCCUCACACGCACAAGUCGUGCGACGGAGUGCCGACGAUCACAUUGAUGUCGGUCAGGGCCUUGCCGAUGAACAGAUUGACCAGGGACCGAGUGCCGAUGAACAGAGCAAUGAGGAAUCCAGCUAUGCACGGAUUUAUGAGGAUCACCGCAAGAAGCGGGAAUUCAUACCCUGGUGGAACGCCCGGCUUCAAGGCACCCUGCCGCUGGCCCUCUCCGCUCGCAUCCCGCUCGAGGUCUUUAGGCUCACCAUCGACGAAAUGGAUCCUCCCACAUUGACCGUCGCGGCGCUGGUCUGCACAGCAUGGUACCCUCGAGCGAUGCACAAUCUCUACUACACCAUCGUGAUUCGCAGCCGCACAAGCUACAACCUGCUGUUUAAGCAGUGUCACGCAUCACCACGCGUCAAACAGUGGCUCGCGAGCACAUGCGAGCUGACGGUAGACGAGCAGUGGGAUCCCUAUAGAGACGUGCACAUGAACAACCUUAAGGCCCAGGAAAAGGGUGAGGACAAAGACGGGAGCGUGGAAUCCCCGCAGCGUAGAAACAAGAGCAGGAGUGACAAAUCCUUCUUACAAGCACUACCGUCCGCGCUCGCUGGUCUGAUGCCUCGUCUACGCAUCCUUCGCAUCUGCAAUGCAAGACUUCGUUUCUUCCGCACGGAUUUCUUCUCCGCCCUGUCGAGGUUCGAGUCUGUCAAGUCGCUGACGCUCUCCAUGUGCCGACUGAACAACGUCACGCAGCUGCGGCGGAUUGUGUCUGCCUUCCCCCAACUCACAAAUCUCACGAUGGAAUUUAUUUUCUUUGCUCAGCGAGGUGCUGCGAGUUACGCGGGAGCCUCACUAUUUGGGGCACCACCUCACAUGCGUCUUCGACACCUUGACGUCCGCGUGGAUGAUGAACACAUGGUGGUGUUCCUUGACUGGAUGGCGCGCUCAGACCUCUGCACCUCACUUGCAAAUCUGACAAUCGUGUCACCAUAUGAUUUCCCCACGACACAGUCAUCCCUUAACCAGCUCCUCAAAACGGCGGGGGCAUCAUUGUCCCGUUUCUGCGAGGGGCUCUAUGACGAAGAUGACCUGACUCACGGAAACCUGCUGCAAAACACCGCCUUGCAAUCCUUGGACUUCGCACUGCAUGGCACCAGAUACAUGCCCGAAGACGAGGGGCUUCGCGCGGCAUGGACCAGAGCGGCGGGUAGGUUACACGGCAUAUUAUCCACCGUCCGAAGCCGUCAGCUGGAGCACAUCAAGUUCGCCGUUGACGUUGACGCCGGCGACAGCAUUCUCGAGUCUGAGGAGCCAAGCGCUGUCCUCGAGAAGCUCAACCUGCGGGGCCUGCACGAGGUCAUGAGUCAGCCAUUCUUCGACACAUUGAAGGAUGUCAAUGCGGAGAUACACCUGUACCCUGGGUCCCAUCAGACCAAGUCGGAUGUGGACGGCAUUAUUCAGAAGCUCCAGGCCAUGUUCCAUAGCAUAUUACAGCCAUGGUCUGACCGUGGCAUAGUCACCGCAACCUGGAGGCGCAUUUGA